AUGAAUCUCUUGAAUGCCGACUAUAACUUAACAAUGAUCGACGCUUUCUUGAACUCCUCCUCCGAUAUAUGGCCAUUAUCUCCGGCAAAUCGCACCCUGGAGACUACUCUCCAACAACGGUUACACGCAGUCGUAAAAGUGACUCACGAGGCCUGGUGUUACGCCAUUUUCUGGAAACCUUCGUACCACGACAUCUCCGGCGAACCGGUGCUUAAAUGGGGCUACGGCGUUUACAAAGGCGAAGACGAGACUGACAAGACUCGGCGGAGGAGGAAGACGAACGCGGAGGAGAAAUUGCAAAGGAAUAAGGUACUCCGGGAACUUAGCUCGACGAUCUCCGGCGUAUCUUUUCCGGUGAAGGACGAAGAUGAUGACGUGGAGCUGACGGAUAUGGAGUGGUUUUAUUUAGUUUCAAUGACGUGUAGCUUUCGCAGUGGAUCCGGUUUAGCGGGUAAGGCGUUUGCCACGUAUAACCCGGUUUGGAUUACCGGGUUAGAUAUGAUUAAUGGGUCAGGCUGUAGUCGGGCUAACCAAGGAGGGGACUUAGGGUUACAAACCAUAAUUUGUAUUCCCUCGGAUAACGGUGUGUUGGAGCUUGGAUCCACGGAGCUGAUCCGAGAAAACACUGGUUUUUUUCGAAAGAUCCGAUUCCUUUUUAAUUUCGAAGGAUACAGAGAUUUUUCCGGAGAUAUGAACUCGAGCUCCUGCCAGCUUUUCUCAAGUAAACCGAGACCAGUUUCAGUGCCGUCUCGGAUAUUUUAG
Messenger RNA from Brassica oleracea var. oleracea, 762 nucleotides. RefSeq names its product transcription factor bHLH28-like. Lineage: Eukaryota; Viridiplantae; Streptophyta; Magnoliopsida; Brassicales; Brassicaceae. Gene Ontology annotation, molecular function: transcription cis-regulatory region binding; DNA-binding transcription factor activity. Bases 1 to 762 code for a protein of 253 amino acids. The record is from RefSeq and is a predicted model, not a curated record. Gene Ontology annotation, cellular component: nucleus. The transcript has a single exon. Gene Ontology annotation, biological process: regulation of DNA-templated transcription.